Molecule: messenger RNA, 1531 nt
Organism: Carica papaya (papaya)
Lineage: Eukaryota; Viridiplantae; Streptophyta; Magnoliopsida; Brassicales; Caricaceae
Source: RefSeq, a predicted model, not a curated record
AACGAGAAAGGCAUCAUCUUUCAACUAACAUAACGGUAAAAUCUCUUCUUCUCUAUCGGAUCUUCUUGCAGUUUUUUGGCGGCUGUUCUCCUCUUCCCUCCCCCUUCCUGCUUUGUCUUCUACAUCGAGUACCAGCGUCACACCUCUCUUUAUCACCCUCUACACGCGCGUUCGUGAAGUUGUGGUUUAAACUUAGGCGUUUCAGUUAUUUUAAUUCAGGCAUGGAUGUGGCUCAUGACUACCUAAAUGGAAAUGCCGAUGCGGGGGAAUUUUGUCCUCAUGACUCCUACCAUCACGUUCUUGCAGCCUCCACGUAUACGCUGCAAGAGGGUGAUCAUCCCUCUCGAUCCGGAAGCAUUUUACUCUUCCAUGUGGGUGCUGAAAAAGGCGCCUUGCAUUUGGUUCACCGCGUGGAUACAGCGGGAAUUUUUGAUAUUAAAUGGAGCCAAGUUGGAGGAAAUGCCGCCUUGCUUGCUCAAGCUGAUGCGGAUGGUUACUUGAGAAUUCAUAGCUUAGAGGAUAAUUUUGAUGGACAAGAAGGCAGAGGUUUUCUGCGGGAAGUCACUGGUGAAAAAGUCAGCUCAUCCAUGUGCCUUUGUGUGGACUGGAGCCCUUCAUCUGAAUUUAUCACUGCUGGGUUUUCAGAUGGAUCUGUUUCAAUAAAUUCUCUUGCAGAGUCUCACUUGGAAACAAUACAAGAAUGGAAAGCACAUGAUUUUGAACUUUGGGCCACUUCCUUUGAUAUCCAGCAACCGCAAUUAGUAUACACUGGUGCAGAUGACUGUAAAUUCAGUUGUUGGGAUAUGCGGGAAAGUCCUUCCCAACUGGUAUUUCGGAAUUCCAAGGUCCAUAAAAUGGGUGUUUGCUGCAUUUCUAAGAGCCCCAUUGAUCCAAAUUGCUUACUUACUGGUAGCUAUGAUGAGUACUUGAGGGUGUGGGAUAUAAGAUCAAUCUCAAAACCCAUAAACGAAACAUCAAUUGGUCUAAGGGGAGGAGUGUGGAGAAUUAAACACCAUCCUUUUGUACCUUGCUUGGUCUUGACAGCUUGUAUGCAUAAUGGAUUUACAAUUGUUAAGAUUGAAGGGGGGGAAGCAGAGGCCAUUGAAACUUAUCGUGAACACAGCUCACUUGCAUAUGGGGCUGAUUGGCAGAGAGGUGAAAUGUUUGAGGAAGGCAAGAGAAAAAGUAGUGUGGUGGCUACUUGCUCCUUCUACGACCGGCUUCUCCGGAUAUGGAUUCCAAAAAGUGAUAUCUUUACAUGAUUCUCUGCAUUCAAGUACAUUAUUAAACUAAUUUGGAAUUAUCACAGUUGUGUGACUCUCAGUUUUCUUUAUUUUUGUCUUUACAGAUGCGAGUCAAACAUGGCAUCUAACCGUCCUUAUCUUUUUAUUAAUUAAACUUGUGUCUGUUUGAAACAAAUAUACAGAGCACUGGUGCCUAAGUAGAACUUGACAUGUAUCCCUAAAAUAAGGCCCAGAGUUUCCUGCUGUGGCCAUGUUCACGUUGAUCAUUGGCAUAAAAUUAAAAAUUA